AUGAGGGCGGAGAUAAUUUUGUGUCUUUUUAGUGUGAUCUCAGCGAAAGCUGAAGAAAUUGGACUAUGGACUGAUUCAAAUAUAAUCAACAACCGUUUAUCCUAUGAUGUAUAUCAUACAACGGAAGAGAUUGACAACUAUUUGAAAGAAAUAGCUGAAACUUACCCAAAUGUCGCGAAACUGGAAACUCCCUCAAAGUCAUUCAACGGUCGUCCGAUUAAUUUACUUAAAGUAUCCACUACGAAUUUUGAAGACCAAUCGAAACCUAUAAUUUUGAUUGACGGAGGUAUGCAUGGACGGGAAUGGCUAACAAUACCUCCUGUAACAUACGCCAUUCACAAACUCGUCGAAAAUGUUACGGAGCCCGAUUUGCUUGACAAGUUUGACUGGAUCUUUUUGCCAAUGGCAAAUCCUGAUAGCUAUAACUUUUCCAUUGUUUCGAGUGUCGUGUGGCAGAAGACACGUUCGACUGAUAACCACCCUUUGAGUGCAGUAUGUCUUGGUGCUGAUAUGGACAGAAAUUUUGAGUUCGCUUGGAGACCCAUUGACCUCGAUGGUACACCUUGCACACCGCUUUACUCAGGCAACAGACCAUUUUCAGAAAUUGAAACGAGAAACCUCAGAGACAUCAUCCAUGAAAACCUUAACAGACUGCGGAUGUAUAUCUCGUUUGACAGCUUUGGUUCCAAGGUCCUCUACCCGUGGGGACAUGAACCAACCUUGUCAACCCAGGCUCUUGGUUUACAUACAGUUGGGGUAGCUAUGGCAGAAGCAAUGAAUAAAUACGCUGAAGACAAUGAACAUCCAUUUCCUCUUGGUUACUCAGUUGGAAGUGAGGCUAUCAUGCGAGGGUAUACUGUAGGAGGAAUGUCCACUGACUAUGCCCAUUCUGUUGGAGUGUUUCUAACAUAUAAGAUAGAAGUUCACGGCUUCUUCGGAGGAUACUUCCAAGCGCCCAGGUAUAUCAUCCCAACAGUUCUUGAGACCUGGGAGGGAAUAGUUGCUGGAGCUCGCCGGGCAUACACAUUGUUUUAG
Molecule: messenger RNA, 1035 nt
Organism: Pieris macdunnoughi
Lineage: Eukaryota; Metazoa; Arthropoda; Insecta; Lepidoptera; Pieridae
Source: the annotation of a GenBank genome assembly